Messenger RNA from Prorocentrum cordatum, 324 nucleotides. NCBI's taxonomy places the organism in Eukaryota, Dinophyceae, Prorocentrales, Prorocentraceae. The record is from the annotation of a GenBank genome assembly.
AUGUUGACUGCGACGCUGGAGCCAAUUGUCCCAGCUAUAGCGCCAGGGUCAGCGCGUGUGAGAAGAGCCGGCGGUGACAACGCGCCCUGUCGCUGCUCUGCGAGACGUGGGAGGCGAUUUCUAGAGCCGAGCGACAUCUAUAUUUCCACUGCGAGAAUGCCAGGCUCGCUGUGUGCGAGGCAGGUCGGCAGCGAAGGCAGCGAAUUUCCCAGCGUGACCAGCCACAGCGACGGGAUCAGCGUGACCGCAGAGGCCACCUGUCUCGACCCUUUGGGACGGCUGUCCUCUGGCCCGAGCAGGGGAGCUCUCCGGGUCUCUGCGUAG